Messenger RNA from Zasmidium cellare ATCC 36951, 414 nucleotides. RefSeq lists its product as uncharacterized. Lineage: Eukaryota; Fungi; Ascomycota; Dothideomycetes; Mycosphaerellales; Mycosphaerellaceae. The transcript is spliced from 2 exons. The record is from RefSeq and is a predicted model, not a curated record. Bases 1 to 414 code for a protein of 137 amino acids.
AUGAAAGCCGUCUCUCUCAUCGCUGCUGCGUGCCUGCUCGGCCUGAGCUGUGCUGCUCCAGUCCAGGACAAGCGCCAGACGUACUCACCCACCAAUGGCUUCUACGUGGUUAGCAAAGGAGCGGAAGGUGAAGCAGCUGAGCCUGAGGUCCUCAAGCGUCAAGGCUACAACCCGAAGUUUGGUACCUACGCCGUGACCGCCGGUGAGGAGGGCGAGGUCGCCGAGGCAGAGAUUCUCAAGAAGCGCCAGACGUACUCACCCACAAACGGAUUUUACGUGGUUAGCAAAGGAGAGGAAGGUGAAGCAGCUGAGGCUGAGGUUGAGGUUCUCAAGAAGCGUCAGGGCUACAACCCCGAGUUUGGCUACUAUGCUGUCACAGCUGGCAAGGAGGGAGAAGCCGCAGAGGCCGAGUAA